UUAAAUGUGAAAACUGUUACUUUUGAAAAGCAAAAUUUUAGAAAAUUUUUCCUGUUCAGCAACCUUCCUCUCUAGAAUUGCUUCAAACUUUGGCAUUCUUAAAUGAAUUCAUUAAGAAGAUGUUUGUUUAUUUUCAUUUACAUGCUUGGGGUUGGGAAGGAUGCAAAGAUGUAAUAUUCUUACCUUUUUUAAAGUAAUAUGCACGAGCUUAGGAAUCACUGUGUACUCCCAACCAAUAAUAGCAAGUCUUGGUUAAAAAACAAUUACUAAGUACAAAAAUUUGUAUCAUUUAAAACUUUAGACAAAUGAUAAGGAAGAUACCUUAGGGAAGUCCCCCCCCAACCCAUGAAUAUUUAGCUUAAUUUAUAUAUAACUGUAAGUAAUCAAAAUACCCUAAAUUCCAGAUGAAUAGUUUUCUACCUUCUAUCAUUUUACAUCAUUGAUAUUCUCAGAAUAUAUGCACACCAAACUAAGACAUGUCAAAGUAUAUCUGUGUGUUUUGAUCCAGGCAUUAAAAUGUGUGUAGAAAUGGAAACAGGUACAUAAAUAUCACUGCUGAAGGUAAAAAUAUAGACAUAUUUACAGAUUAACACUUAACUGUGGUAUAUAAUUUACUUUCAAAUCUAAUAAGAAAGUUAAAAGGUAAAAAUGUGUUACUGGAUACAUAAUAUUAAAAGAAGAAAACUGCAAGAGCACAAAAGUGUGGGAGGGUGGAGGUUGUGAAGAUGCAGUAGUAUUUUUGUAUGCAAUUGAAGUUAAGUUGUUAUCAACUUAGAAGAGUAUAACCAAAUAUAAUCAAAGUAAAUCACGAUUAAACGUCAUCGAAUAACAAAGGAAGACAAGAGGAAAAGAGGAGCAAAACAGUUGUCAAAUAGACAGGAAGCAACAAACUGGCAAUAGUAAGUCCUCACUUAUUAGUAAUUACUUAACUGUAAAUGGAUUAAACUCACCUCACAAGGAGUUGUAUGAAUGGAUUUUAAAAACAGGAUCUGGCAGCAGCCAAUGGGAGGCCGCAACAGCUCGUGCUGGCGCACACAGUGGGAGGGGAGGGAGCCCAUUAUGUGCACGCACCCUCUGCCUCAUCCACCGCUGUCACCUCCUGCUGCUCCUCCUGCUGCUUGUGUACUCGUUAGGUGCAGACCCGCCACCUCUUUUGUGAAGCAGCAGCUGAGGAGACUGGUGCUCGCCAUGGCCAACGAAAAGCCCGCAGAAGGAGUCAAGACUGAGAACAAGAAUCAUAUUAAUUUGAAGGUGGUGGGACAGGAUGAUUCUGUGGUGCAGUUUAAGAUUAAGAGGCAGACACCACUUAGUAAACUAAUGAAAGCCUAUUGUGAACAACGGGGAUUGUGGCAGAUCAGAUUCCGAUGUGAUGGGCAACCAAUCAGUGGAACAGACACACCUGCACAGUUGGAAAUGGAAGAUGAAGACACAAUUGAUGUGUUUCAACAGCCUGCGGGAGGUGUCUACUGAAAAGGGAACCUGCUUCUUUACUCCAGAACGCUGUUCUUUAAAGACCAAGAUUAUUACAUUCUCAAUUAGAAAACUGCAAUUUGGUUCCACCACAUUCUGACUACUACAGUAUAGUUUUCUCUAUUCUUUUGUUUCCCCCUUCCACAUUCGUUUGUUAUACAUGAAGUAACUGGUAUAUGUGCACAAGCAUACUGCUUUUUUCUUCAAACCGAACAGCCAAUGGUGUGUUUUGAUUGACAGCAAGUGGAGACAGGAUGCGAAAAAAAUACUGAUCCUGUGAAAAUACCGCCUUUCUCCAUUAGUGGCGUGUUCAUUCAGCUCUUUAUAUUCUAGUAAGUUAUUUUGCUCUCACUGUUUUAACAACAACAAAAAAAUUACCACAUACCUUGUUCAAUUGGAGGAUUUUCAUGUUUUUCAUUUAUCACUGUAAAGCCAAGGACAAUUUUAUAACUUUUGUGUACGUAGCUGUUACAUGUAGGGCAAUCUGUCUUUAAGUAGGGAUAAAUUACUCUAAAAAAAGGAAUCCUAGAAAGUUUUCCCUUCAAGUCAGGCUUCUUAUUUAAAUAAACUUUUUGUUUAAAAUGAAAUAAGAAAAAUAAAAACAGGAUCCAAUAAUAUAUUAUCUACAAGAGACUCAUGUUUAAAGACACACAUAGGCAGAAAGUGAAGGGAUGGAAAAAGAUUUUAUAUAAAUGGUAGCUAAAAGAAAUCAAAAGUGGCUAUAAUUAUAUCAGAAACAAUAGAUUUUUAAGUCAAACUGUUGAGACAAAGAUUAUUGUAUAAUGGUAAAAGGAUCAAUUCCACAGAAAAAUAUAAAAAUUAUAAAUAUAUACACACCCCACAUCAGACUACAUUAAUAUGUAAAGCAAAUAUUGACAGAUCUGAAGACAGAAAUUGACAGCAAUAGUAGGAGACUUCAGUACCCUCCUUACAAUAAUAGAAUAUCCAGGCAGAAAAUGAAUAAAGAAACAGCUGAUUUGAACAAAAUGUUAAACCAAGUGGAUAUAGCAAACACAGAACUCUCUCAACAGCAAAAAAUUAUACGUUCUUCCCAGGCACACACGGAACAUUCUGUAGGAUAGAUCAUAUGUUAGUUCACAAAAUGAGUUUAAACAAACCUAAGAAGAUAGGAAUCAUUCCACGUAUUUUUUCUAACCACAGUGGAAUAAAACUAGAAAUCAGUAACAGCAAGAAAACCAUAAAAUUUGUGGAAACUUAAACACAGUCUUGAAUAAUCAUUGAGUCAAGAAGGAAAUCAAAAGGGAAUCUUAACAGUAUCUUCAGACAAAAAUGAAAACAUAGCAUACUAGAACCUAUGGGAUGAAACAAAAGCAGUACUAAGAGAGAAGUUUGUAGAGAUAAUACAUACAUUAAAAAAGAAAAAGAAAGAUCUCAGUUAUACCUCAGGGAAUCAGUAGAAGAACAACAAGCUAAGCCUAAUGUUAGCAUAAUGAAGAAAAUAAUAAGGAUUAGAGCAAAAAUAGAGAAUUUAAAAACAACAGAAAAAAAUAGUAAAACAGAGGUUUUUUUUAAAAAUCAACAGGAUUGACAAACCCUUAGCUAGAUAAAUUGAGAAAAAAAGACAAAAUCAGAAAUGAAGACAACAGAUACCUCAGAAAUGAAAGGAUCAUAAGGGAAUAUUAGGAACAAUUUUAUGCCAACAGACUAGAUAACCUAGAAAAAAAUUGAUACAUUCCUAUCCAAAAAAUAUCCAAAAAAAAUUGAUACCACCUAUUAAAGCUGAAUCAAGAAGAAUUAGAAAGCCUGAAUAGGCCAAUAACAAAUAAGGAGGUUGAAUCAGUAAUCAAAAAUCUCCCAACAAAUAUCCAGCAUGGAUUUAGAAAUUUAAAAAAAAAUUCCCAACAAAGAAAA
This is a messenger RNA of Symphalangus syndactylus (siamang), 3342 nucleotides long. It is a transcript of the gene SUMO4, whose product is annotated as small ubiquitin like modifier 4. The record is from RefSeq and is a predicted model, not a curated record. Lineage: Eukaryota; Metazoa; Chordata; Mammalia; Primates; Hylobatidae. Gene Ontology annotation, molecular function: protein binding.